This is a messenger RNA of Petromyzon marinus (sea lamprey), 2612 nucleotides long. The record is from RefSeq and is a predicted model, not a curated record. NCBI's taxonomy places the organism in Eukaryota, Metazoa, Chordata, Hyperoartia, Petromyzontiformes, Petromyzontidae.
CCCUGGACCGUUUCAGAUAAAUCGUCACCGGUGUUGGUGGCCGUGAGCGGGAAUCGAACUGGGGUCUCCUGCGGCUCUCGUAGCUAACCGCUGCUCCACCCCUCCACCCCCCCACAGUUCUUCCGGUGCCUGCGGACGAUGUUCUUCACGCUGCGCUGGAGGGUCAACCUCAGCCGAGUGGGCAUCGUGUGCCCGCAGUCGCAGCGCCGCCCGCGGCAACGCGAGGCCGCGCGACCCAAGAAGAAGGCCACCUUCAACUCCAGCUCCAUCGUCUUCAUCAUCUCGUCGAGCGAGGAGGACCCCGUCGAGCCCGCCGACGCCGAGGGAGAGAAGAGUGACGCGCUCGCCGCCCCGGCGGACACGUGCGUCGUUCAUGUGAAGCCCACGUGACGAGCGAGAACGUGGCUCGCGUUCACUUUAACCGCGGGGCGUUUUCAGGACACGCGCGCGGAGCGCGACUCGGACCGUCUAAAAGAUCCGGGGAAGAUGUUUCUUGCGCGCAACAACCCCCCUCGCCUCUGUCCACGUGGAGCGAGCCACUCGAAGUUAGUCCCGGGUGGUUGACUCGGCGCCAGUGUUUUUUUCCACGUGUGCCAUAGCAAUGUGGAUUUCUCGCCAAUGGCUCGGGGUUGUAAACGGAAGAGCCACCACCCCCAAUUGUUCGUUUGAGCGGUGAGAAAUCAUUUUGACUUUCGCCCUACCCCAGCCGGCAGUACUAACACGCGCGCCGCGAUCGUCCUGCAGGUCGCGUGCGGUGGGGUGAAGCGUUGGGCACUUCCAUCUCUUCGAAGAUAAAAGAGUCGGCCGAAACAUCCGAUGGGAGGGAAGCUCAAGAUCUCCGUCUAGUGGAGGCCCUGCCGCCAGCAGUGGCGUGAGCGGCCUUUCUCAGGACUGCGCCUUUAUAUUUACAUGUCAACAGGUAGCCUACACGUACGCAUGCAUGCAUGUUGAACUUCUUUCGCACCGUACGUAGCCAACCGUGCCGAUUGGAGGUGCGAGAUGGUACAUGCGGAGUCAAACGAUGCGAUAGCAAGUUGCCAUAUUCUGAAAGGAUCUGCAUGCACAGACAUUCCAGGGUCGUGAAAAUACCAGCACGAGAUAUUCAAACGCAAAUCACGCGGUGACUAUAUCCUCCAUGCGGGUUGUACGUUCGCGCGCGAGACAAUCAGUGCAUUCGUGACUUGAAUUCCGACCGGGAGACGAUGUCCGGGUUUUUUCUUGGCUUCGGAACGAGGUCGUUGAUUUUGAAAACGUCGACAGGUUUGGCCGGUUUCAAUCAUUCAACGACCCGAAUUAGUAUGAGCUCGUCUGUCGGGAGUGAAUUCCCUUGGUGUCCAAAGCCACGUGCGUGCGUGCGUGCAUGUAUGUACGAGGUUUUACAAAAUAUAUAUGGAUUAAUACAUUUGGAAAUGUACAAUCUAUUUAAAAUCAUAAUUACUCUUUAAUAUUCUCAAUUUGUUGUGGUACACCAAUAAUAACUAUAAAGACGCAAAAAGUAAAUCUUAAAUCCAGUCGCUUGAACUCUUGGCAGCUACUUUCAUGACUGAUGCCCCUUUUUAAAAUAUGCACAUUGUACAUAUACAGAAUGUGAACAUGUUUCAUAUACAACAUUAAUGCACGAUAUUGUAGACUAUAUUCAUUUCCUUUAGUUUAAAAAAAGUGUUUAAUAUUUUUUACACGCGUUUACAUCUGAAAAACUACAUCAGCUGGCACGUUUGCCAAUGACGCGACAACAUGAUUUGAUUAGCUAUGUGAAUUAUUGGAGUUUAAUUGGCAUUGUACAAACCCGACCAUCAAACUCCAAAAGAAACGAAUUAUGAAUCGUAAUAUUGGUCGUGAAAGCCCUACGUAGAAAUAUGUUAUUGCCUCCAGAAUUUCUCCACGGGAUUUCAAGAGGAUGCAUCUGCAAAUGCCACACUCUAGACCAGUGGUUCUAAACCUUCACUACAGCCUUGCACCCAUUUGGUUCUCAAUAGUAUUUUUUAUAAUGUUAAUAAAUACAUGGGGUUUUAUUAAACAAAGUAUUUGUUUUUAAGUGCCCGUGCUACGUUUGUGUUUCGAUGAUUUACCUUCCAAAAAAAAUCUGCCCACGUCUCGCACCCCCAGAAAGGGCACCUCGCAGCCCAAUUUAAGAAGCGCUGCUGCAGACGUUACACACAGUAUGUUGUGUACACGCGGGCGCGUCUGUACAUAUCGUUCGUCACUAACUCAUUCCUGUUUAGAGUUAAAAAAAUAAAUGUCAGCACUUAAGCAACGUACUGUGUCUGCCCUCUGCUACCCUUACACAGCGGCCUACGCAACAACUGUUAUACCCAAGGUGGCCACCCUACCCAAUCAAUAAUUAUCCAGACUCAAUCGGAUACGAAGAGCGGUCGAGAUCUGACGAGAUCGAGAAUGUGAGCAAUACGCAAGAAAAAUAUUGGAUGCAGUUAUUAAUCUUGUGACGCUACCACGUUGUGUUUGAAAGAAAGAAUGCCGUUUCGAAUUAAUCAUCUAGCUAACCGUCGUAACCACGUGCCUCUCAUUGAAUUAGGAACACUAUGAGUCAUACUGCCAAUCGCCAGGGAGAUUUCGGUCAUUAAACAAAGACGAAGAUCCCCCGUAUAGCCGUA